Messenger RNA from Paracoccidioides brasiliensis Pb18, 4536 nucleotides. RefSeq lists its product as uncharacterized. The transcript is spliced from 4 exons. Gene Ontology annotation, cellular component: nucleus. Bases 1 to 4536 code for a protein of 1511 amino acids. Gene Ontology annotation, molecular function: ATP-dependent chromatin remodeler activity; histone binding; ATP binding. The record is from RefSeq and is a predicted model, not a curated record. Gene Ontology annotation, biological process: positive regulation of transcription by RNA polymerase II.
AUGGCUUCUAUUCAGGGCGUCCCAAAUGCGGUGGCCACGCCCAAUCUCAGCCUACCUCCCAACCUCACGCAACAACAUGUGCAGGAGGUCUAUCAUAAAUUUCGCCAGAUGCAAGAGCAAGGCGUGCGCCAGGACGAUCCAGAAUACAUCAAAGCCCAUAAUCUCCUGGCUCUCGUCCAAAGGCAGCAAGCCUAUCAGAAGCAACGCCAAUUUGCACAUCAGCAGCAGCAGCAACUCCAGACCCAACGACUGCAACAUGCGCAGCAACAGCAACAGCAACAGCAACAGCAACAGCAACAGCAACAGCAACAGCAACAGCAACAGCAACAGCAACAGCAACAGCAACAACAACAACAGCAGCAGCAGCAGCAUCAGCACAACCAGCAACAGCAACGAUCACAACAUCAGCAGCAACCGCAACCGCAACCGCAACCACAACCGCAUCAACAACAGCAACAGCAGUCGCAACAACCCAAUGGCAUCCCCAACGAUAACCUACCCAAUGGUGUUGAUGGUCGAAUUGGACCAAUGAGCUCCAUGUCUGGCGGCUCCAGUCAGGACCCCGCGGCUGCCAUCUCCGCUGGACAACAGUCCAACCCGGUAACUCAGCAGCAAAGCAAUGCUGCCCCAUCGAAGGGUGUAUCUUCAACUGGCGGCACCUUCUCGCCGGAACAGUUGACCACGCUGAGAAAUCAGAUCCUUGCUUUCAAGAUGCUCUCCAAGAACCUUGCUAUACCACCGCGCGUUAAGCAACAACUUUUUGCUAAAAAGUUCUCGCCUGCAACCACUGAUGGUAUUGCGAUGUCAGACAACGUUGAUAACGUUGAACAAGUUCGGGAAAGCCAACCUACUCCAUCUGACGAAAAGGCAACUGAACCGAAGACGAUGUACGAAACGUUUGAAUCUCCAUACAAUGCCCUUGCUGAGACCAUCAACUACGCUGAUCAUGCCUUCAGAAGGAAUAGACGUAGAAUUCCCAGCCUCAUGCCAAUGGGUAUUGAUAUUGAAAAGGCCAAGGAGGAUCAAGAAACUGCUUUGUACAAUCUAAUAACAGCCCGAAAGGCGGAGUUAGGAAAAUUGCCUGCAAACUUGGGAGUCUGGAAUACAGAUGAGAGUGAUACCCCGACUGGAGACGAUUCCAUCAAGCUCAAGGCCUUGAUUGAGUACAAGAUGUUGAACCUGUUGCCGAAACAGAGACUCUUCCGCAAGCAGAUCCAAACAGAGAUGUUUCACUUCGACAAUCUGGCAAUGACAGCGAACCGGGCUGGUCAUCGUCGCAUGAAGAAACAAUCUCUUCGUGAAGCCAGAGUCACUGAGAAACUUGAGAAGCAGCAACGAGACGCGCGAGAAUCGAGGGAGAAGAGGGAGCAAUCUGAACAGCUACAAGCAAUUCUCAGUCAUGGUCGCGAAGUCCAACUUGCAGCAAACCAGCAACGCAUACGGAUUCAGAAACUAGGACGCCUCAUGAUGAAACAUCACCAGGACAUGGAACGUGAUGAACAGAAGCGUGUAGAAAGAACUGCUAAACAACGUCUGCAGGCUUUGAAGGCGAACGAUGAAGAGACAUAUAUGAAACUGCUUGGCCAGGCCAAGGAUUCACGUAUUUCUCACUUGCUUAAACAGACUGAUGGCUUCCUCCGACAACUCGCUGCUUCCGUCAAAGAACAACAGAAAAGCACUGCUGAAAGAUACGGUGAAGAAAAUCGGUUCGAUGAUGACGAGUCAGAGAUUGAAGAUGACGAUGAUGAGCUGGAGGAGAGUGGUAGGAAAGUUGACUACUAUGCUGUUGCCCAUCGUCUGAAAGAAGAGAUUACGGAGCAACCCAGCAUCCUUGUUGGCGGCACUUUGAAAGAAUACCAGAUCAAGGGCCUCCAGUGGAUGAUCUCACUCUAUAACAACAACCUGAACGGUAUAUUGGCAGACGAGAUGGGUCUUGGUAAAACCAUCCAAACCAUAAGUUUAAUCACUUACCUGAUCGAGAAGAAAAAACAAAACGGUCCGUUUUUGGUUAUUGUUCCACUCAGCACCCUUACCAAUUGGAAUCUUGAGUUCGAAAAGUGGGCACCCUCUGUGAGUCGUAUCGUGUACAAGGGUCCUCCAACUACGCGGAAACAGCAGCAGCAGGCGAUUCGAUGGGGUAAUUUCCAGGUUUUGUUGACGACCUAUGAAUAUAUUAUUAAAGACCGACCAGUCCUAAGCAAGGUUAAGUGGAUUCACAUGAUUGUUGAUGAAGGUCACCGCAUGAAGAAUGCCGGGUCGAAAUUAAGUAGUACUUUAACUCAAUAUUACACGACCCGCUAUCGCCUAAUUUUGACUGGCACUCCUCUGCAAAACAACCUUCCCGAACUGUGGAACCUUCUAAACUUCGUCCUCCCGAACAUCUUCAAGUCCGUCAAGUCCUUCGAUGAAUGGUUCAACACGCCAUUUGCCAAUACAGGAGGACAAGACCGUAUGGACCUGACAGAAGAAGAACAGUUGCUCGUUAUUCGACGACUGCACAAGGUUCUUCGUCCGUUCCUGUUGAGACGUUUGAAGAAGGACGUGGAGAAGGACCUCCCGGAAAAACAGGAACGAGUGAUUAAAUGCCGAUUCUCUGCGUUGCAAGCCAAGCUCUAUAAGCAGCUCGUCACGCACAACAAACUGGUGGUUAGUGAUGGUAAAGGUGGCAAAACUGGUAUGCGUGGAUUGAGCAACAUGCUCAUGCAGCUCCGGAAACUUUGCAACCACCCCUUCGUAUUUGAAUCUGUAGAGGACGAAAUGAAUCCAGGAAGGGCUACAAAUGACCUGAUCUGGCGGACGGCUGGUAAAUUCGAGCUACUGGAUCGGAUCCUGCCUAAGUUCAAGGCAUCGGGCCACCGCGUAUUGAUGUUCUUCCAGAUGACACAGAUUAUGAAUAUCAUGGAGGAUUUCUUGCGGCUUCGUGGCAUGAAAUAUCUUCGUCUGGAUGGCUCCACUAAGUCUGAUGACCGAUCAGAUCUAUUGAAGGAGUUCAAUGCCCCCGGUUCGGAAUAUUUCUGUUUCCUCCUAUCUACUCGUGCGGGUGGUCUCGGUUUGAAUCUUCAGACUGCAGAUACGGUUAUCAUCUACGACUCCGAUUGGAACCCUCAUCAGGACUUACAGGCGCAGGAUCGAGCUCAUCGUAUUGGUCAAAAGAACGAGGUCCGAAUUCUACGACUAAUCACUUCCAACUCUGUUGAAGAGAGGAUUCUGGAACGGGCGCAGUUCAAAUUGGACAUGGAUGGGAAAGUUAUCCAGGCUGGAAAGUUUGACAACAAGUCUACGAAUGAGGAGCGUGAUGCCUUGCUACGUACCCUUUUGGAGAGUGCUGAAAGUGCUGAGCAAAUUGGUGGCGAUCAGGAUGAAAUGGAUGACGAUGACCUUAACGACAUUAUGGCCCGGUCUGAGGAAGAGAUACUUUUAUUCCAGAAGAUAGAUCAAGAACGUAACAAGAACGACCCUUAUGGCCCUGGGCGGAAAUACGCCCGCCUCAUGGUUGAUGAGGAAUUACCUGAUAUAUAUCUCGCCGAAGAUAACCCAGUUGCGGAAGAAGUAGAGGAAUUUGCGGGUCGCGGCGCACGUGAAAGGAAGGUCAUGAAAUAUGAUGAUGGACUUACCGAAGAGCAGUGGCUUAUGGCCGUGGAUGCGGACGAUGACACUAUCGAAGACGCAAUUGCAAGGAACGAAGCUAAACUCGAUCGAAGGCGGAGCAACAAGGAGAAACGGAUGAAGAAAGCUCAAGGCCUUGACUCAUCCCCCGAACCAUCAAGGGAGAACUCAGAAACCCCCCAGCAGCCACUGAAGAAGAGACGCAAGGGUCCUGUCCCCAAGCGAAAGGCGGAGGAAAACAUCGAUGAAACCCCCGUCAAACGAAAGAAGGGUCGAAUGAGCAAAGCCGCUAUGGCCGCUGCAGAUACCCUGGCGCCCUCCGAUCGAACUGUCCUCCAGAGAAUUCUCAACAAAGUCUACCAAGCCCUCAUGGAUCUGGAACAAGAGCUCCCUGCCGAUUCGUCAGAUAGUGAAGAUGGGCCCGUCACUCGGUCUAUUAUCGAGCCGUUCAUGAAGCCGCCACCCAAAAGCCAUUAUCCGGAUUACUAUGUGAUUAUCCAGACUCCAAUUGCGAUGGAGAUGAUUCGGAAGAAGAUUAAUCGGGAAGAGUAUCAGAGUUUGAAGGAGUUUAGAGAGGAUAUUAGGUUGCUUUGCAAUAAUGCCCGCACAUAUAAUGAGGAUGGGAGUGUGCUUUUUCAGGAUGCCAAUGAUAUUGAGGCCCUCUGUGUCUCCGAACUCAAACGCGAAACAGAAAAUCACCCUGAAUUCGCCGACUUUGAUGACCAGAGCUCCUCAGGCGCGGUAUCGAGUGUCGGUACCCCACUAGCUUCAGUUUCGGCAUUGGCAUCAGCGUCAGCGACCGCUUCAGUUUCGGGACAACAGCACCAUCAGAAACUCAAGUUGACGUUUGGCGGUGGAGGGUCGAAGGAUAGCACGGCGGCUCCGUUGACUAAUGGGUCGAGUAGUGGUGGUGUAAGUGAUAAUGAGUAA